Molecule: messenger RNA, 3228 nt
Organism: Molossus molossus (Pallas's mastiff bat)
Lineage: Eukaryota; Metazoa; Chordata; Mammalia; Chiroptera; Molossidae
Gene: RGSL1
Product: regulator of G protein signaling like 1
Exons: 21
Coding region: 1-3228 (1075 amino acids)
Source: RefSeq, a predicted model, not a curated record
AUGAGCAACGCUGAGAUAAUUGGUUCUACAAAUCCCAUAAUUCUGCUGGAGGAUGAAGUCUUUGCCGAUUUUUUCAACACAUUUCUUUCUCUCCCGGUCUUUGGCCAGGCCCCGUUUUACACAGUUGAAAAUGCACAGUGGAGCUUGUGGCCAGAAAUACCUUAUGACUUGAUCCCAAAGUACAAAGGAUUAUUGACCUGGUUGGGAAAAUACCGGUUACCUUUCUUUUGUAAAAGCAACUUGUGUUUCCAUUACAUUCUCUGUCAAGAAUUCAUCAGUUUUGUUAAUUCCCCAGAAGGAGGCGAAGAGCUGGUGGAUUUCUGGAUCCUUGCGGAGAAGAUCCUGAGCAUAGAUGAGAUGGACCUGGAAUUGAGAGACCACUACCUGUCUCUCCUGCUUGUGCUGAAGGCCACCCAUCUUCAGGAGGGUUCACGAGUAGUGGCUCUCUGCAACAUGAACAUCAAGUCCCUCUUGAACCUCUCCAUCUGGCAUCCCAACCAGUCAACCACCAGGAGGGAUAUCUUGAGCAACAUGCAGAAAGUGGCUCUGUUCAAACUCCAGAGCUACUGGCUUCCCAACUUUUACACCCAUGCCAAGACCAUCAUAGCUAAGGAGGAGUCAUGCCAGGGCCUGAUGCAAGAAUAUGAGACUCGCCUCUGUAGUAUUUGCUGUACCCAUGCAGGAGGGCUCCCUCUGAACAUGAGCAUCAAGAAGUCCCACCACCCCCAGAAGCACUACUCGAGCAGGAAGACAAAGCUGAAGAUGUGGCAGUUGAUAGAUCAUGCCUCUUGGUCUCUAGAAUUGGAUACCAAGCCAGAUAGCAAUUCCACACCUUCCCAGGAGACCUGUCCUAAGGCUAAGAUGGUUAUACAAAUGCCUUGCCUGAAAAAGUCCUCUUCAAGGGCAGGAAUAACCAGUUCCCAGGGAGAGGACAGUUGCUGUGCCAGGAAGUCCAACAUGAAGAAAAAAGCCAAGAGCCACCUCCACAUGGAAGGCCUCUUUGAGACAAAGUUCUCUACUCACCUGAGGACUGCCACCCCCAUCAUCCGUCACUCCCCCCAGAUGACGAUCAAGAAGGCCAUCAAGCAAAGACUCUGCUCAGGGUACACCCACUGGGCCUUGUGUGCUGAUGCCUGUGCAGGGAGUCCCUUCCGGGAUCACCUGAAGAAGCAGAAUUUGAAAACAGAGAUCCAACUCCUGGAUCUCUGGCAAGACCUGCACCAUUUCCUCAGCGUCCUGAUGAGUAACAGGAAGACUGGGAACGCCAUCUUUUGGCACAUGCUAGGCAACCGAAUCUGUGAGCUCUACCUAAAUGAAGAGAUUGGUCCACAGCUACCGCUCAAAUCCCAAACCAUUGAAGGUCUGAAGGCACUGCUGCCUUCUGGGAGUAUGAACCCCUGGAUCCCCAGAGCCCAGGAGGAGAUCUGCCAGAUGCUCAGCCCCUUGUAUGAUGAGUUCCUGGAUGAAGAGGACUACUGGUUUCUCACUUUUUCAACUCAGACCAAGUUCAUCAGCACCAAGUGGCAUAAGAGAGAGUCUAUAAGCAAAAAGGAGAACAUCCUUCUUUAUAAGAGGUUUGAGGAAUCCCUGGCGUUAAGCCAGGGCUUGGCGAACAUGGAGGAAAUGGACUCUAUGCAGUGGCAAAAACUGGCUACUGAGGACCUGAGACAAGGCGGGUCUCUCCAGGUAGAACUGAAGUCUCCAGUGUUUCUGACAGACAUAGAGAAAAUGUCCUUUGAGGAACUCUGCUAUAAGUAUCCAAAGGUGGCCAUAGAGAAGAUCAGUGAUGACUACAAAAUAUACUGUGAAAAAGCACCUAAAACAGAUUUUACAGUGAAAAUCGACAGAGAACCAAAGAUAUAUUUAUUCGCAAAUAGGAAAACGUCCAUAAAAAAGUUUGGUGUUGCAAGGAAGCCUUCGGUAAGACCCAGAAACCUGACGGAAGUCCUCCUAAAUACAAACCACUUGGAGUUCUUCAUGGAGUUCCUCAGAGAAAGGAACGCCGAGGGCCCCCUGGAAUUCCUGGUAGCCGUACAGAAGAUCAGUAUGGAGGCGAAUGAAUACAGUAGCAGGUUGCUUAUUGAAAAUACUGUCAGGACUUUCUUCCAUGGCUCAGUCUCUCCUGAAGAACUGCUGAUGUGCGACACCCCUCUCAUCAAAGAAAUCUCUCAGAUGCGUUACGUCAGCACAGCCUCACUGUUAGCUCUCCAGAGCGUCGUCCUGAAGUCUCUGGAAGAAAAAUGGUUUAGAGAGUACCAGGAGCUGUUCCCAGCCUUCCCUCUGGAAGGGCAAACUCCAGCACGAGCUGUGCCCAGGAAGGCCUCGAAGAACGCGACCACUCACCUGCACGAACCCCAGAAGAAAGUCUGGACGAAAAUGACCAACUUUAUCAAGAGCUUUUGCAAGUACCGUAGAUAUAUGUCCAACGUCAGCAUGCGCCAGGAAUUUGAAGAAUAUCUUCACCUGGAAGUACAAAACAAGGAAAAUAUCCCUGCAUCCCCCACUGUACCCGUCCGCCCACCCCCCCAUCAAACAAAUGUCCGCAGUGCAGAGGAGAAUGGCGAUAUCAUCCUUAUGAAGCGCCGUAUAUUUGGCCACAGGAUUAUCACCGUCAACUUUGCCCUCAAUGAUUUGUAUUUCUUUUCUGAAAUGGAGAAAUUUAACGACUUGGUGAGUUCGGCUCAUGUGCUACAAGUCCACCGGAACUACAAUGAGAAUGAUGUGGUCCUGAUGAAGUCCAAGAUCAGCGUCAUCCUAAGGCUCUACCUGCAGUCGGAGGUUCCUCCAAAGCUGAGGGUGAACAUCUCUGAGUCGCAGAAGGAGACCAUCCUUGCUGCCAUCACAGAGGGCCGCCUCGAUCGGAGCAUCUUCCACGGGGCUAUCAUGUCUCUCUUCCCCAUCAUUAUGUACUUCUGGAAAAGGUUUUGUUCCUGGAAGGCAACCCACUCUUACUUCCAGUACAGGGGCAAGAAGCCGAGUCACAGAAAGUCUUCUUCUAAAGCUGUGUGCAAGUACCCUGCUUGGAGCGGAGGAGACCACGCCAUCUUAAGAUUCUCCUUGCUCAGAGGUGUCGAGUGGCUGCUGCCUCCGCAGCGAGAAGUGGUCGCGAAUUCAGUCCAGAACUCUUCAUCGAGCAACCUGACCCAGCCAGGAUACACCCUCUCCUCCAUGCAGCUGUUUCCUGCCCCAGGGCAAAAAUUGUCCACCACCAAAAAGGAGAAGAAAUAA